Molecule: messenger RNA, 558 nt
Organism: Cooperia oncophora
Lineage: Eukaryota; Metazoa; Nematoda; Chromadorea; Rhabditida; Trichostrongylidae
Source: the annotation of a GenBank genome assembly
AUGCUGGCAAGAAAUUACUGCUCUUUUUUUGGCCGAUUUCAACAGGCCCGACUAUUCUUUUCGCGACAUGUUUAUGAACCUCGUCUCAUAGCGAGAAAUCCUCAAGGACCAGAUAAAAAGUCUCUACCUGUUGAUCCUUUGAAGCCUGUGGUUUUACUUAUCGGUUGGGCUGGAGCAGAACAUGAACAACUGGAGAAGUUCAGCGACAUAUACACUGAGCAAGGGUAUCGAACAGUUUCUUUUAUUGCUCCAUGUUAUCACUACACAACACCAAAUGCACGGAACGGUUUUUACCUGUCACCUGUGUUCCGAGGAAUUGAUGCUAAGACCGGAAAUUUUGAGAGUUUUAAGCACAGUCCUCUGAUAUGUCACAUAUUCUCAAUGAAUGGUGUAAGAUGCCUAAUAUCACUAUGGAAAUGGACCGAGGCGGAAAGGAUGACACAUCUCAGACAGCGAAUUAAAGGCCUAAUUUUUGACAGUGCUCCCGCUCGUACGAGGGCUGGCCCGGAUUCUCUUGCUGUGGUCCUCUCCACACCGCCCAUGGAAGGGCUUAGCUGG